This is a messenger RNA of Nerophis ophidion (straightnose pipefish), 1044 nucleotides long. RefSeq names its product histone H2B 1/2-like. The coding region runs from base 12 to 386 and encodes 124 amino acids. Gene Ontology annotation, molecular function: DNA binding; protein heterodimerization activity; structural constituent of chromatin. The record is from RefSeq and is a predicted model, not a curated record. Gene Ontology annotation, cellular component: nucleosome. Lineage: Eukaryota; Metazoa; Chordata; Actinopteri; Syngnathiformes; Syngnathidae. The transcript has a single exon.
CCUUCAACACGAUGCCUGAGCCAGCCAAGUCCGCGCCCAAGAAGGGCUCCAAGAAAGCCGUCACCAAGGCUGCCGGAAAAGGCAAAGGCAAGCGCAGAAAGACAAGGAAGGAGAGCUACGCCAUCUACGUGUACAAGGUCCUGAAGCAGGUCCACCCCGACACCGGCAUUUCGUCCAAGGCCAUGAGCAUCAUGAACUCCUUCGUCAACGACAUCUUCGAGCGCAUCGCCUCCGAGGCGUCUCGUCUGGCUCACUACAACAAGAGAUCCACCAUCUCUUCCAGGGAGAUCCAGACCGCCGUCCGCCUCCUGCUGCCAGGUGAGCUGGCCAAGCACGCCGUGUCUGAGGGCACCAAGGCUGUCACCAAAUACACCAGCUCCAAGUAAAAUGCUCCACUAAAGACUUUGUGGCGCCAAUCAAACGGCUCUUUUAAGAGCCACCUAAAUCUGCAAAAGAGUAAAUUGCCUUAAAUAACAACUGUAAUAUAAUAGAAGUAUGAAUGAUUGCCAAUCUUGAUCUGCUCUGUUCAUGAAAUCGUCUCAGUGACACAGUUGAUGGGUAACACGAUUCAAUCAGUAUCGUGUUAAUUGAAUAUACAUAUGAUUUGAAUGAAAUAGGUUUAUCCCGGACAUGUAAUCAACCAUCAACCCUGUAGUGUGAUUUGAUUAAGAGUUCAGAUUAUAAAUAUUUGACAAAAAGAAAAAAUAGAAUAAACUGAAGCCAAAAUGUAUUUCUGCCUAUCCUAUAACCAAGCCUGGGCAAUUAAUUUGAACUGGGGGGGCAAAUAUCUGAUAUUUAAGAAAAACUAAUACAAUAAUGUCUGAAUGCUAAAAAGAUUAUGACACACAGCCUUAAAAAACGGAAAGGAAUUUUAUUUAUUUUUUACUGGAAGAAAUGUCCACCGUGUACAUGGAAAAAAAAGAAUGUGGGAUUGACUAACUAUGAAGGAUAAAAUAAAUAUCGACAACAUAUAAAUGUCACACCCCCUCUUGACUGAUAUUUUACAAUCUAGCAAAACACAACAAAAAUGCAACAAACACAGCG